AUGAACGUGGCUAACCAAGCCGAGCUCGAGGAAGAAGAGGCCAUCAGCGGAACAGGAGAAGGGGACGAAAUCAUGGAGGAAGUUGAGGAGCAAGAAGACGGUUACACUUCGUCAACCCCUACCUCCACACUGACUUGGAUCAGUUGGUUUUGCUCCCUGCCUGGACACGAGUAUUUCUGCGAAGUCACGGAAGAUUUCAUCGAGGAUGAUUUCAAUCUGACUGGGUUGAAUACAAUGGUGCCAUUUUGGAAAGAAGCUAUGGAAAUGGUGCUGGAUGUUGAGCCUGAUGAAGAUACUUCAAAAAUACCAGACGUGUCUAUCGUUGAAUCCUCGGCGGAGAUGCUAUACGGCCUAGUUCACCAGCGAUAUAUUUUAACGCGGGUCGGUCUCUCAGCCAUGGUAGACAAAUACGAAGCUGGAAUAUUCGGCUCUUGUCCGAGGGUAUACUGCAUGGGUACCAAUGUUGUUCCUUGCGGAAGGUCGGAUAUGCCCGGACUUGAUACUGUGAAACUGUUCUGUCCAAAUUGCAACGAUAUAUACGUUCCACCUAGCAGUCGAUUCCAAGGCGUUGACGGCGCGUUCUUCGGUACCACCUUUGCUCAUCUCUUCUUCCAAACAUACCGCGAACUGGCUCCUGCACCUUUUUGGAAAGCACCUCCAAGUUCAUCUAUGUCUAAUUCGCCACGUCUCAGCACAGGAUCUAUGGCACAUACAGCUUCCACCUUCGUGAAUCCUAACCCUCACGGAGGACAGAAACGUGCUGCGGGUUAUGUUUAUGUGCCCCGCAUAUACGGCUUCAAAGUUAGCGAACGGGCAAAGUGCGGGCCUCGAAUGCAAUGGUUGAGGCUUCGGCCUGAGAGUCCCGAUGAGUUGGAUAUGGUGGAUUGGAGAGGUAGAUGGUUAGAUGACGAAGAUGAUGAGUACGAUGAGGACGAUGAUGAAGAAGAAGAAGACAGACAAAUGGAGGAUUUUGAUCCUGAAGCUAACGAUGACGAUGACGAGGAGGAAGAGGAGGAGGAAGAGGAAGACGAGAGACCCUCAAAUCCUCUUCCAGCGGGCCGCCAACAUGCAGUGGCAAACACUACAUCUGCACGAACAACACCUACGUCCAAUGCGAACGCGCGCCCCCCAAACACCAACAUUAGCCUCCCCAAGAUGCACACGUCCAUCGGGAACGGAAAGCUACGCGUUAUCAGAUCGUGGUCACCAGCGGUGGGGUUGGCAGCGUGA
Lentinula edodes (shiitake mushroom) is the source of this 1230-nucleotide messenger RNA. Its product is annotated as casein kinase II regulatory subunit-domain-containing protein. Gene Ontology annotation, molecular function: protein kinase regulator activity. Gene Ontology annotation, cellular component: cytoplasm; protein kinase CK2 complex. The transcript is spliced from 6 exons. The record is from RefSeq and is a predicted model, not a curated record. Lineage: Eukaryota; Fungi; Basidiomycota; Agaricomycetes; Agaricales; Omphalotaceae. Bases 1 to 1230 code for a protein of 409 amino acids.